Messenger RNA from Homarus americanus (American lobster), 3949 nucleotides. Its product is annotated as corticotropin-releasing factor receptor 1-like. Gene Ontology annotation, biological process: cell surface receptor signaling pathway; adenylate cyclase-modulating G protein-coupled receptor signaling pathway. The record is from RefSeq and is a predicted model, not a curated record. The transcript is spliced from 13 exons. Gene Ontology annotation, cellular component: plasma membrane. Gene Ontology annotation, molecular function: G protein-coupled peptide receptor activity. The coding region runs from base 445 to 2160 and encodes 571 amino acids. Lineage: Eukaryota; Metazoa; Arthropoda; Malacostraca; Decapoda; Nephropidae.
GAGCUCAGAGAUUGACGUGUGGAUUUACAGUACAGUCGUGUGGUGGGAGUGAACGAGUGAACAUAUUAGCCUUUCACUCCUAACCACCAGAAAAGGCUUGAGUCAACGAGUGAAAAUAUUUUACCUUUCACUCUCAGCCACCGGAACAACGGGUGUAAUAAAGUGUAAGAGUGACGAAGUAGUUUCUCUCAACCGCCAAAGGAGUUCUGAGAGUGAAAAGAGUAAAGGUUUCUGAGAGUGAAAUGAGUUCUGAAAGUGAAUAAGGAUUUAAAGGGCUCCAGUAACACGAAAAGGAACAAAAAGUAACAAUAUAGGCGAAAUAAUUUAAGUAACACCAACAGGAGUAAAAAUAACAAUGGAAUAAGUAACUACGUAGCAAUACUAACGGGUGAUGCAAGUAACAAGGACGACAGUGGCAGUAGCAAGAGGGCCAAGCAGGAAAACAUGGGAGAGUGGUGCCAUGUUGUGUGGUUGGCACUCAUGAUGGUGUUGAUAUGGUGGGUGAAGCUCAGUGACGGCGGAUGGAGCUCUAACAACUACCCUUCGGAGGCAGUGAAGGGAGAGGACUCUGUGGUGGUCUAUACUACAGGUCCCCUAGGAGAGGAUGGGGAUCAAAAGACUGAGCAGCAUUAUACCCCGAGGUCCUCAUACCCCAUGUGUCGUAUGGGUUUCCGCAUCAGGGACUACUACCCGACGCAGGACAGCUACUACCAGAACCAGACGUGUUUCUGGUGCUACCACUUCGUUCCCGCCCACAGGAGAAGCCACAACCUGCAGAUCGUGCGAGAGGUGAUUACCCUCGAUGACAACAAGCCCAAACACCUGUAUGACUACAUGUUUAAGGCCGAGAACGAGACUUACCACUUCAACCCUGACUCAGAGGCGUGGGAGUACGUGGUGGAGUCCAUGUUGGAUGUACUGGAGGCCCACAAGGUAGAGGAAUGCUGCAGGGAUGCCAUGACCUGCUGCCAACAAGCACUGGAUGAUCUUCCAGGUGACCCGGGGGACUGUCCGCGUACCUGGGACGGUUGGACCUGCUUCUCUGACACACCUCCUGGGAGCACUGUCACCUUCACCUGUCCACACAUCGGCUACAAGGGCUACCCAGAGUGUGCAAUGGAGGGGAGGAAAGAGUGCUGGGAGAACGGCACCUGGGCAAUAGACAGCUAUGGCGUAGAGCUCACCGACUACUCCUCCUGCAGCCACAAGCAGUACCACCUGACGAACUACUACUGGGAGGCCUCCAUGCAUGUCCUCUCCAUCUUAACUCUCCUACCUGCCAUCUUCCUCAUCCUCUUCUACAGACAGCUACGUAUUCAGAGGAUGUAUCUACACCUUAAUUUCUUCUUUGCCCUCCUCGGUAAAGCCUUCUUCAACCUCCUCGAUGCACUUGUCCUCAGGGUACCCGAAUAUACUGGGACCAACACCCUAGUGGAUGACAACACAGGGGGGUGUAAGUUGUUGGUGUUCCUGGCCAAGAUGUUCGGCCUGGCUGUGUGGACCUGGAUGUUAGCCGAGAGCAUAUAUCUUCACCGUCUCAUCGUCGCCGCCUUCAAGGGUGGGGGCAAGACUUACGUUUAUCUCAUUAUUGGUUGGGUACCGGCGGUGGUGCUGAGUGUGGUGUGGGCCGUGUGCCGUGCGGUGCUGGAGGACUACCAGUGUUGGCUGGGGGAUGAUGCCAACAAUGCCACCAACCUUUUCCUCAUCACAGAGCUACCCAAGAUGUUCAUAAUUAUUGUGAACACUGUCCUGCUAGCUAACACAACCCGGGUCCUCCUCACCAAGCUCAGGGGCGUCAACAACGACAACUCCACCGCCACCAGGACUGCAGUCAAGGCCACGGCAUUCCUGCUCCCCAUGUUUGGUCUACAGUUCUUUAUCACCUUCUACAUCCCAUCAGAGUCCCACACCUGUACCACCAUGCAGGUGUACAUGUUCAUAGCGAUGGGUCUUGAUGGGCUCCAGGGCUUCUAUGUGGCCAUUGUCUACUGCUUCCUCAACAAGGAGGUGAAGCUACAGGUGCGUCGAUCAGUGUACCACUUACGAGGUCGCAUGGCCACAGAGAUGGGCACUGCGACAUAUGACCCACGCACAGAUGUCAGUCUCCUGCAUAGUGGAGCUGUCAACUCUGUUGCCACCACUGCCUCUGUUGUUGACUGAUGAUGUCACAGCUGGCACUACUGAUAUCCUUUGAGUGAUUGCUGAAGACCUUUCUGCUGCUGAUGUUUUGUAUUUAUUAAUGACAUAUGACCACCAUCAACUGAUGAGUUAUUAAUGACAUUCAGUGGGUAAUUAAGGACAUGUCUUGACUUACUGAUGGGCCAGGUGAUGACCACAGUGACCUCUCCUGUCUUUUCUUUCAUCUGUAGAUACAUGUAAACGUUCUCUGAUUAAUCUUUGCUGACACUUACUGACAUCCUCUGGUGAAUAAUGACACACAAAGUCUUUGCUGACUAUGUCUUCAGAUACUUGCUAACAUCCUUUCAUUAUUGCUGACACACGGGCAUUUACUGACACCUGGUGACUUAAGAUGGUACACUCUUGUGAGAAGUACCUUAGAGAAACACCACUAGUGGACUAAGAAUGACAGCCUUUGUGUUUAUGUAGUUAGAAGCCAACAGACUUUAUAAUGGUCUACUGAUAGGUCACACAUGACAUGUUAGAAUUCUAUAGUAAACAGAAAGAUGUUCUCUCUCUCUCUUUCUCUCUCUCAGCUUUUAGGUCAGGGCUCAUUGUUGUGCCUGUGAUGAGUCUAGUGUUUGGUCUUCCUAUCAAGCAAGGAGUGUGUACAUGUGAACAAGAAGUUAGGCUUCAUACAAGAACCCUCCUACAGUAUUUUAAGUUGGCCGAUACCUCAGAAAGUAACAAGGUAACUGACAGAGAUUACUUGUAUGUAAUGGGUAGUUGAACAGAAAUUAUCUUUUAAGAAAUUUAUAUUUUGUUGUAUGUUGUGUACAUUUUCUUUGUAAGACAGUCUGUUUAUGACCAUUUUCUAUAAGGUUUCAUUUGUAUGUAAGAAGAUUUUCUGUAUACCAGUUGGUUUCACUGUUAUUUGAAUAGCAAUUGGUCAACAGAUUGUCUUCAGUAGACAUAACUUAUUUUUAUAAAAGUUGAAAACACUGAUUUUUGUUACUGUAUUUCGCUUGUAAAACUAAUAACAUUAAUGAACAAAAUGAUGCACUGUACAGUAAAUUGAUGUAGAAUGUCACUUUGUAUACUGUGUAUGCAAGUAGAAGCCAUGAGCAAGUAGGGUAUAUCUUUUAUCUUAGCCUUAUCAGUUACUUCCUACACUCUUUUACACCACCUUCUUAUUACUCCCCCCCCCCCUCCCAUACACCUUCCGUUACCUCUUUGAUCCACCUCACAUAACAGCAGGGGAACAAACAAUAGAUAAUACAUAAAUGCAAAGCGGUUUAGAUACGUAUGUUAUUUUCUUUUAAGAGUUUUGUGGUGGAAGCUACUUAAUAACCCUGACAGUAGAAGUACAUAAAACAAUAUAACUUUAGUGUAAUAUGGUCUUCCCUGUAUGAAGCUAUGGGAUUAAGAGAGAGAAAUCAACCCCAGCCAUGUUAUGAGAUAGGAGAAGAGUGUGUAUCUCUGUAACACGUCAUACAAAAAGAAUGAAACUGGUCAAAUAAUAGGUAAUUUGGUGUAUUUUCAAACUGAUAUAUAUAUAUUUUUUUUUUUUGGGGGUGGGGGCAUCAGUUAGGUCAAAGUUGGUUGAUUUGCCUCUGUUGCCCCAAAUGCUUCAUAUGUAUCUUUGUUAAUUGCUCGUGUAACAGUCUAGUAUAUGUAGUAGUUUUAACCAUUAUAUUUUUAUCAUAAUCUGAUAUUAGAAUAAAGGUAACAUCCCAAAGUGGCUUCAGGUAUAAUAGGUCCCAAUCCUAACCGUUAGUUUAGGUCGUGACCUAUUAAGACUGGUACCCCUUUGGCUUUAAACCAAAAUAAA